UUCAGAAACAGCAAAGAGGCGGAGAGCCCGAAUUUUACACUCCUCCUUCUGCCCCGCACUCCUCCUCCCUCGCUUUCUUGAUUUACUUUCUUCCCCUUCGAUCCGCCUGAAGUCUGCAGCGGCAAGCGCAGGACCAACGGUAUGGCAGACAGCGGGUCUGUGCGAGAGGACUCAAGGAUCGUGAUUGAAGAUGAUUGGCCGGGAUACAGCUUAGACCUGUUUACUUACCCAGAACACUACUGUGGAGAUAUAGAAAGUGUCUAUAUCCCACACGGAAUCAUCAUGGACCGGACCGAACGGCUUGCCAGGAACAUCAUGGACGACCUGGGGGACCAUGACAUCGUGGUGCUGUGUGUGUUGAAAGGGGGUUACAAGUUCUGUGCCGACCUGGUAGAGUUCAUCAAGGGCCUGAGCCGCAAUUCCAGCAAAUCCCUCCUCAUGAGAGUGGACUUCAUCAGGCUAAAGAGCUACUUAAAUGACCAGUCCACAGAAGACCUCCAUAUCCUUGGAGGAGAGGACCUGUCUGUUCUCAGUGGGAAGAACGUCUUGAUUGUAGAGGCCAUAGUUGACACUGGAAAGACAAUGAAGGCUCUUCUGGAGCAUGUGGAGACCUUCAGGCCCAAGAUGGUGAAGGUCGCUGGUUUAUUGGUGAAGCGGGUGCCAAAUGGACUAGGGACCCCCCCAGACUAUGUUGGAUUUGAAAUCCCGAAUCGUUUUGUUGUUGGUUACGCUCUGGACUACAACGAGUACUUCCGAGACCUCAAUGUAAGACAUCACACGCCACAUGAUGUCAACGCCAGCCACUCCGUGUGGGAUUUAAGAGGAUGAUGGUGGUUUUGCAGACCAUAACUAAAAAGUGUAGUGCUUCAGUAUGAGAUCCACAGUUUAUUUAUUAGUUCAUUUCCUAUUUAUUUAAUAAAAGCCAUAUGCAGCCAUAUGUUUGUAAAUGUGAGAGUAUUUUAUCUAGAAUUCCACUGGUGUGAAUUUUGUUUCCCGUAGAUACAGGAUGUUUGGCUUUCUUUGUAAUUACAUAAUGGCCGGUUGAAGUUUGUUGCCCGGUUUUCCCAGACUUGCUGUUUAGUGUUGAUUUAGGAUAUUGGAAAGAUGACGACUCUGGGAUGUUACUGAUUUCAGUUGGACAUUUCUCUUCCUCGGCGGAAGGAUGACAAAAGCUAACGUUAAAUAUUGUUGGGAUCAUAUCAUUUAUACAAGAUGCUGUAUAGGGUAUAGCAGGCUGACUCGCGUGUUUGUACUUGCUGGUGAAGAUCUACCUCUAUGUCUUACAUGCAAAAAUCCUUUAACUGUUGAAGACAUUUCAUAGUACUGUCAUUCUUUUAACUCCCUUAGGCAAAUAUAUCAUUUUAUUGACUCUCUAAUAGAGGUUUUUAGUAAAGUCAAGCCAGAGGCUUUAUUUAGGCUUUUUAUCAAAAGCUAAUAUCAAGCAUCUUAUUUAGAUAAUUUAGAUCUGUUUUUACUGUUUUAGUGUUUUUGGAUUUUUUCAUCUGUUUUAAUAUUCCUAUACCUUUGCCAUAAAUGGUGUUAAGUCAACAUAACUAACAUAAUUAUCUCCUGGGCCUCGAUGUUGUGGGUCAUGUUUUUAUACAGUUGUCAUUGGUGCCAAAAUAAAGGUUUGAACCCUGACUCAUGCCAUUUUGGCAUCAGAUCAGUCUUUUCCUGGGCUCAUUUUUCAUCAGGGUACCCAGCAGAAAAAUGCCCGUGUAACGUUUUGAUGCUCGUGAACGUGGGUUCCAGGAGAAGAUGGAGGAAUCAAGUCAGGUUGAGAAAGCGAAUGAGAGGGGGAAUGUGAGUGAGAGACUGGGAACGAGCCAAGCUUCAAGAGUUGACCUUCCUGCCAAUAUCUCUUGUCAACGCUUCCCAGUAAUCAGGCAAAACCGCUUUGGUGCAAUGUUUCAGCGGCGCUGUAGAUGAUUACAGAGGAUCUGACCUUCUCAGAUGUUCGUCAGUCAAUACAGUGUUUCGGUCAGUCAGGAGAGCCGGGUUUGACAUGUUCCUGCUGCGCUCUGAUUCCCCAAUUUCCUUGCUCCUCUAGCACAUUUGUGUCAUCAGCGAGGCAGCAAAAAUAAAAUACAAAGUCUGAAGAGCAAAACCGAUGGCCUGCUGCACGUGGACAAGGGAGGGUCCCGUACCCCUCCAUCGAUACGGCGAGAACGUAAGGACUGGCCACCGCUGGGCCAGCUGAGCUGCUUUACACGUCGAGAUCCUCCCGGGACGUGGGCUGCUGCCUACCUGAGUCAAAGCGGGAAGCACUGCAUGUAAUCUGAGUCACGAUUGGUCAAUUAAUACCUGCCAGUAGGAAACUGCGCAUUAAUAAAUGCUCACUAACUUUGUGCCCUUCCCAGCUGUAUCGGAUUUUUAAUGUAAUAAACUGCUGUUCCUGCUUUCAUAUUA
Paramormyrops kingsleyae is the source of this 2409-nucleotide messenger RNA. It is a transcript of the gene prtfdc1a, whose product is annotated as phosphoribosyl transferase domain containing 1a. Gene Ontology annotation, biological process: guanine salvage; GMP salvage; hypoxanthine metabolic process. NCBI's taxonomy places the organism in Eukaryota, Metazoa, Chordata, Actinopteri, Osteoglossiformes, Mormyridae. Gene Ontology annotation, molecular function: hypoxanthine phosphoribosyltransferase activity; magnesium ion binding. The record is from RefSeq and is a predicted model, not a curated record. Gene Ontology annotation, cellular component: cytosol.